AUGAACAGCCGGCUGCAGGAGAUCAGGGAGCGGCAGAAGCUCCGGCGGCAGCUCUUGGCGCAGCAGUUAGGAGCUGAAAACGCAGACAGUAUCGGUGCCGUGCUGAACAGUAAAGAUGACCAGCGGGAGAUCGCUGAAACGAGAGAAACGUGUAGGGCUGCUUAUGAUACUUCUGCACCAAAUGCAAAACGCAAAUACCCAGAUGAGGGAGAAGCUGAUGAGGAAGAGAUUGAAGAAUAUAAGGAUGAAGUAGAGCUGCAGCAAGAUGAAGAGAACCUGCCCUAUGAAGAAGAGAUUUACAAAGAUUCCAGUACCUUUCUUAAGGGUACUCAGAGCUUAAAUCCACACAACGAUUACUGCCAACACUUUGUGGAUACAGGACACAGACCCCAAAACUUCAUCAGAGAUGUUGGCUUAGCAGAUAGGUUUGAAGAAUAUCCAAAACUUAGAGAGCUCAUCAGAUUGAAGGAUGAGCUGAUAUCUAAAUCUAACACUCCUCCCAUGUACUUACAAGCAGACUUGGAAGCUUUUGAUAUUAGGGAACUGAAGUCCAAAUUUGAUGUGAUUCUCCUGGAACCACCACUGGAAGAAUACUACCGAGAGACUGGCAUUACUGCCAAUGAAAAAUGCUGGACCUGGGAUGAUAUCAUGAAAUUGGAAAUUGAAGAAAUUGCAGCCCCAAGGUCAUUUGUGUUUCUGUGGUGUGGUUCAGGCGAGGGUCUGGAUCUUGGCCGAGUGUGUCUACGCAAAUGGGGUUACAGAAGAUGCGAGGACAUUUGUUGGAUUAAAACGAAUAAGAACAAUCCUGGAAAGACCAAGACUCUAGACCCUAAGGCUGUUUUCCAGAGAACCAAGGAGCACUGCCUCAUGGGCAUUAAAGGAACUGUGCGUCGCAGUACAGAUGGUGACUUCAUCCAUGCUAACGUUGAUAUUGACCUAAUCAUCACAGAAGAGCCUGAAAUUGGCAACAUAGAAAAACCCGUAGAGAUUUUUCACAUCAUUGAGCAUUUCUGCCUUGGACGACGACGUCUUCAUCUUUUUGGAAGGGACAGUACAAUUCGACCAGGUUGGCUGACUGUAGGACCCACCCUCACAAACAGCAAUUUCAAUGCAGAAACGUACUCUUCAUACUUCACAGCUCCAAAUUCCCACCUAACCGGCUGUACCGAAGAGAUUGAGAGACUUCGGCCCAAGUCACCACCACCCAAGUCCAAGUCUGACCGGGGAGGUGGUGCUCCAAGGGGAGGAGGAAGAGGAGGGACUUCGGCAGGCCGAGGAGAAAGGGGCAGAGAGAGGAACAGAACUAACUUCCGGGGCGAGAGGGGUGGCUUCAGAGGGGGACGUGGAGGUACCCAUAGAGGAGGCUUCCCCACCCGCUGAUGACUGUUAGGUAAUUGCUUCUUCCCCCGGUCCUAUGCCUCAUCUCUGAAUCUUUUUCUUAGUCUUGUUUUUGCUAAAGUGGAUUAUUCUGGGGACUCAAGCUAGAUGACUUCUAAAAUUGUUUUUGGUGCAAGCAGUUACAGAUAGUCUGCCUUCCAGUGACCGGCCUGGCGCAUCACCUCACCUGGCAGGCAGGGUCCUGCACCUGCCAGCACUAACCUCAGCCUCCUGACAGCUUCCAUUUGUCAAAGCCGAGAGCACCAUCUCUUCAGACCACGGAUAGGAUUGAAGUAAAGAUACUUGCUCUUUCCUUAUGAAACUUGCAAGUUGUGGGCUUUAUUAACUGUCAGUUGCUCCAAAACACAGAUUCCUCUUCCUUCUUUGGAGGUUCAGGUUUGGGCUGACUUGGAUUACUGUGAUGGAGUGGGCAUGAAAUGCAGUUCUGAAUUGCAUGGCCAUAGCAGACUGACUCUCUUAUUCAUGGAAGAAGACGUGCUGUGUCUAUAUUGACACCUCUUUUAACUUCUCUGAAACCAAGGAGCGAAUUGAAUAAAUAGAAUUCUAUUUUUUCUUAUUUGGUUUAAAUUUCCCAAGUUAUUCCUGGGAUUAGGGAACAAGUUUAUUUUUCACUUGUGGUGUAUAUGCACUCGCUUUUGGUGUCUGUAGUGGGGCGAGUGGUAAUUCUGUGCAGUCAUGUGUUGUGCUUCACGGAAAGCAAGAAGUUGUGUGUUUAUAUGCAGUCCAGAACUUCUACGUAGGUCUGGAUUGCUUCUUGAGUAGGGAUUUUCACCCAGCGUCUGUUCAUAAUAGCCUUGGUCUUUGGUAGAGAAAACCAGUUUUAUUGCAGAGCAAUUGCAAUGUAAGUAGUAGAAAGACCUCGUUGGAGGUCGUAUUGGAAAUGGGAGGCGAUGUGAAAGCGAUUGCUUCCUGAAAAUAAUCACUUGGGUAAUGAGGGCACAGUAAUCGAACUGAGGGUUUUGCUUUGCCUGUGGACGUUACGCGCAUUGGAAGUAGACUGUUGGUGAUCAGCUCCAGAGUACAGUGUGAAACGAAAGCGAUUCACUUUGGUGUGUACAAAAUUUGUUUUUAGCAAAACCACAACUCUGAACUUCUUGGUCAGUACUUGGUAGACUGAACAAACCUGGCUGUUGAAGUCUCAAAAUCUUAGGUGUUGGAAAAUCGGCUUUUAAGUCUCAUAAUGUUUCUCUGUUGAAGCCUAGCUUUUAAAUAACUGUCCUGUAAAGCAGUGGAUUAUUAAACUUGUUUAUCAA
Molecule: messenger RNA, 2651 nt
Organism: Gymnogyps californianus (California condor)
Lineage: Eukaryota; Metazoa; Chordata; Aves; Accipitriformes; Cathartidae
Gene: METTL14
Product: methyltransferase 14, N6-adenosine-methyltransferase subunit
Exons: 11
Coding region: 1-1380 (459 amino acids)
Cellular component (GO): nucleus; RNA N6-methyladenosine methyltransferase complex
Molecular function (GO): mRNA binding
Source: RefSeq, a predicted model, not a curated record